Messenger RNA from Vanderwaltozyma polyspora DSM 70294, 783 nucleotides. It is a transcript of the gene ALF1, whose product is annotated as Alf1p. The coding region runs from base 1 to 783 and encodes 260 amino acids. Gene Ontology annotation, cellular component: microtubule plus-end; cytoplasm; nucleus. NCBI's taxonomy places the organism in Eukaryota, Fungi, Ascomycota, Saccharomycetes, Saccharomycetales, Saccharomycetaceae. The transcript has a single exon. The record is from RefSeq and is a predicted model, not a curated record. Gene Ontology annotation, biological process: cytoplasmic microtubule organization. Gene Ontology annotation, molecular function: microtubule plus-end binding.
AUGGUAUUGGUUAGUAUUAGCUCUGAGUUGUGUUCUUUGAGCAAGGAAUUUCCAGUUGAAAUCAGUAUAGUUGAUUUAUGUGAAAAAUUAUAUCAGUUCACAGGGGUUUCACCCAAUGAUAUGAGAUUGAUUGUAUCUGAGACUGGUAAUGGGGCUAGCAAAGAGGAAGUAUAUGGCGGGAGACGUGUCCAGGAUGCUCGAUUGAGGCCUUUUGAAGGGUACAACGGAGUUGGACAAGUGUCGGUUGUUGUUGAAGACACUAAUGUUAAUUCUAUUGCUAAUCAGUUGAACAAGAUGCAUCAAGAGGAAGAGGAAGGAGACAGUGGUGAUAACGAAGAACAUUUGUUUAAGUUAUCUGAAGAUGCGUAUGCUAAUAGGAAAGAUUCUGUUUUGAAUUGGAAAAAAGAACACAAGUUAGGAAAAUUCGACCCACAGUACCAAUUAACUUUGAACAAGAACCGUGAAUUACAAAAUGAACACUUGAAGAACCUAAUAAUAAAUGAAAGAUGUUCUGUUAAAUCGACAGAUUCGGCAGAAAGAAGAGGCUGGCUAAGAUUCGUAGGCAAAAUCCCAGAUAUAAAUAAUGAAGAUGUAUGGUGUGGAAUUGAAUUCGAUGAACCUAUGGGCAAAAACGAUGGGACAUUCAAAGGUAAGAAGUAUUUUGGCCCUGUAAAACCAAAUUAUGGAGGGUUUGUAAGACCAAAUACCGUAGAGACAGGUUCUCAAUUUACACCUUUUGAAAAUGAUCUUGACCUAGAAUUUGAGUCAGAUGACGAAAUUUAA